Gossypium raimondii (Peruvian cotton) is the source of this 1890-nucleotide messenger RNA. RefSeq names its product F-box/kelch-repeat protein At5g60570. Gene Ontology annotation, molecular function: protein binding. NCBI's taxonomy places the organism in Eukaryota, Viridiplantae, Streptophyta, Magnoliopsida, Malvales, Malvaceae. The transcript is spliced from 2 exons. Gene Ontology annotation, cellular component: nucleus. The coding region runs from base 337 to 1719 and encodes 460 amino acids. The record is from RefSeq and is a predicted model, not a curated record.
AUUAUUGAGAGGAGUAAUUACUUUUUCCAAUAAAAGAAAUCUCUCUCUAGCGUUCAGAGAGAAAGUGAAAAAUGAUAAAAAUCCUCUUCACAUAAUUAUAUUUAUAAAUAUUUUACUAUAUAUGGGAAUAAGAUUCCUAAGCUUAAAAUAAGGGAGAGAGAGAAUUUGGGGGGUAAUCGAAGCUGUAGAGUAAUGCGAAUUUGGGGUUUUGUUUUUUUUUCCUUCCUUUGAAUUUUUCGUCACAGAUCGGUUUUCGUGGAAAUUUCUGUGAGCGAAAGAAUUUUGUCGGAUUUUGAUUCACUUAAGGGAAUAGUUGUGUACUGCACAUUCUCUCAAAUGGUGUUCCGAGAUUCACUUAAGCAGCCAAAGAUGAAAGUAGAAGGUGUAGAACAUGAAUCACCUGUAAUGGCUGGUUUGCAAAGUCAUGUCUCAUUGCAGCUUCCGCUGCCUUCCAAUCAGAAUUUGAGAAUUUCACCAGAUGAUUGGCAUUUAUUGGCAUAUCUUCUCUUAGUUCAUAAAACUAAUACAAAAGGUGUUGGGCAAGAUUUGCUGGACAAGGAAGUGCAUGCUUUAACUUUUGGCUACAUGGGACUAAAUGGAAAAAAACCUAUAAUUGUGGUAAGAUCGGGAGAAAAUCAUGGUGGACAAUCAUCGGAUAACAGUCUACUACCCGGUCUUAAUGAUGACAUGGCACUGGACAUACUGGCAUGGAGCAGCAGAUCCAACUAUCCAAAUCUGGCCUGUUUAAACAGAAAAUUUAGGUCACUUAUAGGCAGUGGAUAUUUAUAUAAACUGAGACGUCAGCUUGGCAUAAUUGAACACUGGGUUUAUUUGGCCUGUAAUAUGAUGCCUUGGGAAGCUUUUGAUCCUAUGAGACAGAAAUGGAUGAGAUUACCUAGGAUUCCAUGUGAUGAUUGUUUUACUUGUGCUGACAAGGAAUCUCUUGCAGUGGGGAGUGACUUACUUGUAUUUGGUCGUGAGUUGUCAGGAUUUGCUAUUUGGAUGUAUAGUUUGGUUACCCACAAUUGGUCUAAAUGCCCCCUAAUGAAUUUGCCUCGUUGUCUGUUUGGUUCUAGCAGCCUUGGGGAGAUAGCCAUUGUUGCUGGGGGAAGUGAUAAGAAUGGCAAUGUCCUACAAUCUGCUGAACUCUACAAUUCUGAAGUAGGUACUUGGCAAACAUUGCCCGACAUGAACUUCCCGCGUAAACUAUGUUCGGGAUUUUUUAUGGAUGGGAAGUUUUAUGUGAUUGGGGGCAUGUCAAGUCAUACAGAUUGUUUGACUUGUGGUGAAGAGUACAAUAUUGAGACAAGGUCAUGGAGGAGGAUAGAAAAUAUGUACCCUGGUCGCGAUGCAGGUACGUUUCAUCCUGCUAUGCGUUCACCUCCUUUAGUUGCUGUUGUAAAUAAUCAGCUUUACUCUGCUGAUCAAGCAACUAAUGAAGUUAAGAAAUAUGAUAAGGUUAAUAACUCAUGGAGUGUUGUGAAGAGACUACCUGUGAGGGCGGACUCUUCCUACGGUUGGGGGCUGGCAUUUAAAGCAUGCGGAAACAGUUUACUAGUAAUAGGAGCUGGAGGUCAUGGAGGGCAUGAUGAUGGAGUAAUUGUUCUGCAUUCUUGGAAUCCAGAGGAGGGAAACAGGGAUGGACAAGAGUGGAAUGUGCUUGCUGUCAAGGCACGGGCAGGUGCUUUUGUGUAUAAUUGUGCGGUAAUGGGCUGUUAAUGAGAGUUGCCGCAUCUUUGGUGCAAACAUCGACAUCUGGAAGACCAAGAUCAACGAUCCUCUAUCUGUUAUAAUUUUUAUUGUCUCAGUAUCAUUAAUUUUAUUGUUCUUUUUCCCAUUUUAUGAUUCAGAAGAAUAAUUGACCUCGAAUCAAUUUCUUAAAGUUAUCAA